Talaromyces marneffei is the source of this 969-nucleotide messenger RNA. RefSeq lists its product as uncharacterized. Gene Ontology annotation, biological process: oxaloacetate transport; thiosulfate transport; succinate transmembrane transport. The transcript is spliced from 4 exons. The record is from RefSeq and is a predicted model, not a curated record. Gene Ontology annotation, molecular function: malate transmembrane transporter activity; succinate transmembrane transporter activity; antiporter activity. The coding region runs from base 1 to 969 and encodes 322 amino acids. Gene Ontology annotation, cellular component: mitochondrial membrane. NCBI's taxonomy places the organism in Eukaryota, Fungi, Ascomycota, Eurotiomycetes, Eurotiales, Trichocomaceae.
AUGGCAGUGGGCACCAGCGUCAAGACAGAGCUCAUGCCUGCCGCAACUGAGCAGCAGCGGCCACAACCACAACUCCAACAGCUACAACAGCAAAAGAAAGUGGUGAAAAAAAUCCAUUAUCCAUUCUGGUUCGGCGGCUCAGCCUCAUGUUUUGCUGCUGCUGUUACGCAUCCAUUGGACCUUGUGAAGGUCCGAUUACAAACCCGCGCUCCCAAUGCGCCCAAAUCAAUGCUGGGCACGAUCGUCCAUAUCGCUAAGAACAAUGGUGUUUUGGGGUUAUACAGCGGCCUUUCCGCCGCCAUACUUCGACAAAUGACAUACUCAACAACCCGCUUCGGUAUAUACGAAGAAUUAAAAUCUCGCUUCACCGACCCGAACACUCCCCCCAAAACGCUGAGCUUACUCUGGAUGGGCUGUGUAUCAGGCUUCAUAGGUGGAAUAGUCGGUAACGGAGCCGAUGUGCUGAAUGUUCGGAUGCAACACGACGCCUCAUUACCAGCACACCAACAACGGAACUACAAACACGCCAUUGAUGGCUUCAUUCGCAUGGCCCGCGAAGAAGGUACAACCGGUUUGUUUCGCGGCGUAUGGCCAAAUUCGACCCGGGCAGUGCUCAUGACAGCCUCCCAGCUCGUCUCCUACGACAUUUUCAAACGUAUAUGCACCGACCAACUCGGCAUGCCGGAUAGUCUCUCGACGCAUUUUACGGCGUCAAUAUCAGCGGGCUUUGUGGCGACAACGGUUUGCAGUCCCGUGGAUGUGAUCAAGACGAGGAUUAUGACCGCGUCGCCCUCAGAAAGUAAGAGUGGGUUGAUGCAUUUGUUGCGUGAUAUAUAUCGCAAGGAAGGUGUGUCGUGGAUGUUUAGAGGGUGGGUGCCGGCCUUUGUGCGUUUGGGACCGCAUACUAUUGCUACGUUUUUGUUCUUGGAGGAACAUAAGAAGUUAUAUCGCAAGAUUAAGGACUUAUAA